Cajanus cajan (pigeon pea) is the source of this 2368-nucleotide messenger RNA. RefSeq names its product putative methyltransferase PMT23. Gene Ontology annotation, cellular component: endosome; trans-Golgi network; cytoplasm. Gene Ontology annotation, molecular function: methyltransferase activity. Lineage: Eukaryota; Viridiplantae; Streptophyta; Magnoliopsida; Fabales; Fabaceae. The record is from RefSeq and is a predicted model, not a curated record.
UUUAAUCAUAUAUCAUGAACCGGGGUGGGUACCUUGGUAAGAAUUAAGAUCCUGCGAAAGCGAAACAAAACAAAGCAGAACGGUGCUAGUGUCAGUGUCAACGCGUCGCUUGGAAAGUGCAAGAACCUAGGAUAGAGUUGAAGCUGCGUUCUGAAUUCUGAUUCUGACCACCAAAGUACACAGUCUCUAGGAUCCGAAGGAUAGCCACACGAUCCAGAGAUUUCCACCCUUUGAUCUCAUCCUCAUUACAAAAUGUUUCCUUCUACAUCGUAAACCUUUCUAUCUUUAUCUCUGUCUCCCUCGAGAGUGAAAAAAGAAAAAAAGAAUGGCACUAGUUGAAGACUUCUUCAAGGAAAGGAAAUACCCUUUCAUUUUCACUCUCUUUAUCUUACUCAUUUGCGUCACGCUCUUCCUCUUCACCAAUUCCACCUCAAACCCUGUCGCUUUCUACUCUGUUAUCCAAGAGCAACCACCCCUCGGCACUUCUCAAGCACCUCCUGAGUACACUGCAAAUCCAAAAGAGCAAAAGCUACCCACAAACGUGACCAAUGUCUCAACCGAGAAGGACCAAAUUUUGCCCCAAAAUGAGGAGUCAGAGAAGAUCGAGUGGAAGCUAUGUGAAGACCCUGUGAAUGUUGAUUUUAUUCCCUGUUUGGAUAAUUUUAUGGCGAUUAAGGCUCUGAAGUCGAGGAGGCACAUGGAGCACCGGGAAAGGCAUUGUCCUGAGACUAGUCUGCAUUGUUUGCUGCCCCUUCCUAAAGGGUAUAAAGUCCCAGUUCCCUGGCCUAAGAGCAGGGACAAGAUUUGGUAUGAUAACGUCCCCUAUCCGAAGCUGGUGGAGUACAAGAAAGACCAACACUGGGUAGUCAAGUCUGGGAAAUAUCUGGUCUUUCCUGGUGGUGGUACUCAAUUCAAAGAUGGAGUUGAUCAUUAUAUUGAGUUCAUAGAGAAGACUUUACCAGCAAUAAAAUGGGGAAAGCAUACCAGGGUUGUUCUAGAUGUUGGCUGUGGAGUUGCUAGCUUCGGUGGCUAUCUGCUGGACAAAAAUGUUAUUACUAUGUCAUUUGCCCCAAAAGAUGAACAUGAAGCUCAGAUACAAUUUGCUUUGGAACGAGGAAUUCCUGCAACUCUUUCUGUCAUUGGAACACAAAAGUUGACUUUUCCUGAUAAUGGAUUUGAUAUGAUCCAUUGUGCACGAUGCAGGGUUCACUGGGAUGCAGAUGGUGGGAAGCCCUUGUAUGAGCUCAAUAGGGUUCUUAGACCUGGUGGUUUCUUUGCAUGGUCUGCAACACCAGUUUACCGUGAUGAUGAAAGAGAUCAACAAGUAUGGAAUGCCAUGGUGGCUAUAACAAAAGCUAUGUGCUGGAAGGUUGUGGCUAAGGCUAGUGAUUCAUCCGGAAUUGGGCUUGUUAUAUACCAGAAGCCUACCUCAUCUUCUUGCUAUAAGAAACGUAAAGAGAACAAUCCACCUUUAUGUGAAAAUCAGGAUGGGAAGAAUAGCUCAUGGUAUGCCAGACUCAAUAGCUGCCUUACUCCUCUUCCGGUUGAUGGAAUGGGUAACAUUCAAAGUUGGCCCAAGCCUUGGCCCCAGAGGCUUACCAGUAAGCCCCCUAGUUUACCUUCUGAUUCAGAUGCGAAAGACAAGUUCUUUAAGGACAGCAAACACUGGUCUGAAUUAGUUUCAAAUGUUUAUUUGGAUGGUCUUCCUAUAAAGUGGUCGAGUCUUCGAAAUGUAAUGGACAUGAAUGCUGGUUAUGCAGGAUUUGCCGCGGCUCUCGUUGAUCUACCAAUCUGGGUGAUGAAUGUAGUACCUAUUGAUGUGCCAGAUACUCUUUCUAUUAUAAUGGACAGAGGGCUAAUAGGAAUGUAUCAUGAUUGGUGCGAGUCCUUUAACACCUAUCCUCGCACAUACGAUCUUCUUCAUUCUAGCUUUCUUUUCAAAUAUCUUGAGCGAAGAUGUGACAUUGUAGAUGUGGCUGUGGAGAUUGAUCGCAUAUUGAGACCAAAUGGAUAUCUCGUGGUUCACGAUUCUACGGAAAUACUUAACAAGCUCGUUCCGAUCUUGAGUUCACUUAACUGGUCUGUAACGUUGCAUCAGGAUCAGUUUCUUGUGGGUAGGAAGGGUUUCUGGCGUCCUAUGAGUUCUUGAAACAGAAUGUAUUCUUCAAUCACACACGGAUCAGUAUAGGAUGGAUAAAAAAAGAAAUAGUAGUUGCAACUUACAAAUGUAUUUUAAGAAAGGAAUAUUUAUUCGACAUGUAAUCUUGUCCAAGUGUGAAGUUUGUUAACGAGACAUUUAUUUAGUCAUACAGAGAAUUUUGUUUUUCUAAUAUAAUUUCAUUCUGUAUUAUGAGUUUUUACCAUAACU